This is a messenger RNA of Daphnia carinata, 4178 nucleotides long. It is a transcript of the gene Nrx-IV, whose product is annotated as neurexin-4-like. NCBI's taxonomy places the organism in Eukaryota, Metazoa, Arthropoda, Branchiopoda, Diplostraca, Daphniidae. Bases 136 to 3912 code for a protein of 1258 amino acids. The transcript has 7 exons. The record is from RefSeq and is a predicted model, not a curated record.
GACGCUUUUGACACACCACGCAGGUACGCAGGGUGGGGCAUGAGGUUAAUAUCAGUGAUGUUUUAAUUUCAGUGAAGUGAUUUGAUUGCCCAGACCGAUUAGGCAAUUUGUGUUGCUAAAAUAUAAGCUUGGGAAAUGAGGGCGAUCGUAUUUAUUGUUUCAUUUUGCACUUUUUGCUAUGCAGAUGUUUGCAUUUACCCAUUAAUCAAUGAGCAAACAAAAAUGACUGCCACAUCAUCUAUGCCUGGUAGAGGUGCAGAGAAUGCCCGAUUACUUGGCGGAAGUGCAUGGACAGCAAAAAAUCAGGACUUCAGCCAAUUCCUCACACUGGAUCUUGGCGACAUCAUGAACGUGACCGGUAUAGCCACCCAGGGUCGAAAUUCUCCUAAAGAAUAUGUGAUGGAAUAUGGAAUCAGCUACGGCUCCAAUGGGCUCGAUUAUGCAGACUACCGUGAAGUCGACGGCAGUACAAAGAUGUUCAAGGGCAACACGGACGGCGAUGGGAUCCGGCGGAACCGCUUCGAAACCCCCAUCAUCGCUCAGUACAUACGCAUUAAUCCCACCCGUUGGAAUGAUCGUAUCGCCAUGCGAGUCGAGCUUUAUGGCUGUCCCUAUGUGGCUGAUGUACUCUACUUUAAUGGAACGGCUCUGCUCCAACGCAAUUUGGAAAACGACCCUAUUACGUCGCGACGGGACAGCAUUCAGCUUCGCUUUCGUACCAAUCGAGCUGACGGAGUGCUACUUUACAGCCGAGGCAGCCAAGGCGACAUUUUUGCCUUGCAGCUGGUUAAUAAUAGAAUGCUGCUUAAUAUUGACUUGGGCGCUGGUCUAUUGACUAGCCUCUCAGUUGGCAGCUUGUUGGAUGAUAAUCUUUGGCACGAUGUUCGAAUCCUCCGCAAUCGUCGUGAAGUAGUCUUCACUGUUGACCGCGUCAUGAUCCGCGAAAAAGUCAAGGGUGACUAUGCCCAGCUGGACCUUAACCACAACCUGUACAUCGGAGGCGUGCCCAACGUUCAAGAAGGCCUUGUCGUGACGCAAAACUUCACCGGAUGUAUUGAGAAUAUGUAUUUAAACUACACCAACGUCAUCCAAGCUGUCAAGGAUUACCGUCAUGAAGACUAUUACAAAUACCAACGAGUUCAGGCACUGAGCUCAUGUCCCCAGGAACCUAUCGUGCCAAUAACUUUCUUGACUGCCAACUCUUAUGCCAAACUGCCUGGAUAUGAAGGAGUUAGCUCGCUUAACUUAUCUUUAGACUUCCGUACGUUCGAGGAAAAUGGGCUCCUUGCCUACCAUCGUUUCACUUCACCCGGCUUUGUCAAACUUUUUAUCGAAACUGGCAAAAUUAAAGUUGAAAUUGCUGCAGAAAAUGUACCUAAAGUGACCCUUGACAACUUUGGAACGGAUCUCCUUAAUGACGGUCGUUGGCAUCGAGUCAUCUUGACGCUUGCUACCAAUUCCAUGGUGUUGAGCGUUGAUGGUCGACCAAUGAAAACGGUGCGCCUCAUGUCCUUCCGAACCGGUUCAAACUACUUAAUUGGUGGUGGCGUUCCUGGCACUGCUGGAUUCAUCGGUUGCAUGCGUCAAAUUAACGUCGAUGGGCAUUACAAGAGCCCUCUCAACUGGAAAGAUGAAGAGUUUUGCUGUAAAGGCGAAAUGGUGUUUGACGCCUGCCAGAUGAUUGAUCGCUGCAACCCUAAUCCAUGUGAGCACGGCGGAGUAUGCAAGCAAACAUCUGAAGAAUUCUAUUGUGACUGCGCUGGAACGGGUUAUGCCGGAGCUGUUUGUCACAUGUCGGCUAAUUCGGUCUCGUGUGAAAGUUUCCGACAAUCUGGAGCCAACGCCAGCCCAGUCGAUAUCAACAUCGAUGUGGACGGAAGCGGCCCACUACGCGCCUUCCCUGUCACUUGCGAGUUUUUCAGUGACGGCCGAACCUACACCUAUGUUGGACACAAGAACGAUCAAACAACUGCCGUCAACGGAUUUGAAGCUCCAGGCAGCUUCGUUCAAGACAUCUCCUAUAAUGCUGAUGUCGAUCAAAUGGAAAUUUUGAUGAACCGUUCCUACACUUGUCGCCAGCGACUCCGUUACGAAUGCCGCCGGUCUCGUUUGCUUAACACACCUUCACCGGAAACGCAAGAAUUCAGACCCUUCAGCUGGUGGAUGUCGAGGCAGAACCAGCGAAUGGAUUACUGGGCUGGCGCCUUACCUGGUUCCCGCAAAUGUGAAUGCGGUAUCCGUGGAAGUUGCGUCGAUCGCACGAAGUGGUGCAACUGCGACGCUGCGUUGGAAACAUGGACGGCCGAUGAAGGAGAAAUUUUAGACAAGGAAUAUCUUCCUGUCCGCCAAUUACGAUUCGGAGAUACUGGCACUCCCCUCGACGACAAGGAAGGAAAAUAUACUUUAGGUCCCUUGCUUUGCGAAGGUGACGUAUUGUAUGACAACGUCGUAACUUUCCGAGUGGCUGAUGCCACCAUCGACUUUCCCACCUUUGAUAUGGGUCAUAGUGGUGAUUUGACGUUUGAAUUCAAGACCACCGUGCAAAAUGCCGUUUUGAUUCACAGCAAAGGACCGAACGAUUUUAUCAAAGUGUCCAUCUCCGGUGGUGACACAUUGCAGUUUGAGUAUCAAGCUGGAUCUGGAGCUCGUACUGUAACUGUUGAAACAUCGAACAAGUUGAGCGACAACCAGUGGCAUUCCGUUUCUAUCGAACGUAAUCGCAAGGAAGCUCGAAUGAUUGUUGAUGGAGCCCUUAAGUCACAAAUACGAGAGCCUCCUGGACCGAUCAGAGCAAUGCUUUUGACUUCUCCCCUUGUAAUCGGUGCCACCGUGGACUACCGCGAUGGUUUUGUGGGCUGCAUGCGCGGUCUCAUGGUUAACGGGCGGCAUUUGGACAUGAGGGCGGCUGCCCUGGCUGGCCUUUAUGGUAUUGGCAUCGGUUGCACUGGGAAAUGCGACAGCAAUCCGUGUCUUAACAAUGGAACAUGCCAUGAAAAGUACGACAGCUACAUUUGCGAUUGUCGGUUCACAUCAUUCAAGGGUCCUAUUUGCGCUGAUGAAAUUGGCGUUAACAUGCAGAGCAAUUACAUGAUUCAAUACGAUUUUGCUGGAUCAUAUAAAUCGACUCUCGCUGAAAAGAUCCGCGUCGGAUUCACCACCACCGAUCCUAAGGGCAUUCUUAUGGGUCUUUAUUCUGACAUCAGCAAAGAAUAUUUGACGCUGCAAGUGUCGAAUAGUGGCCAUCUGCGUCUGGUCUUCGACUUUGGAUUUGAACGUCGUGAAAUUAUCUUUGAAGACCAGAAUUUCGCUACUGGUCAGUUCCACGACGUACGUAUCCGACGAGAAGAGUCAGGCACUCGGGUUGUUAUGGAAGUAGACAGUUACGAACCCCGUUCCUUUACAUACAAAAUUAAUCCUUCAGCCGAUGCCCAGUUUAACAAUAUCCAACACCUUUACCUGGGUCGCAACAGAACCAUGACAGAGGGCUUCAUUGGUUGCAUUUCUCGUGUUGAGUUCGAUGAUAUCUAUCCACUCAAGUGGUUGUUCCAGCAAAAUCCACCUCCCAACAUCAAGAAAGAGCCCAGCUCCAUUUCGGAAGACUUUUGCGGUAUUGAGCCUGUCACCAACCCACCGGAUGUUCGUGAGACCCGACCCCCGCCUAUUGUAGAUGAAGAUAAACUCCAGGAAUUUUAUCCACCAGCACAUUCAGCUAUUUUGGGCGCCAUUCUGGCUGUCCUCUUCAUUGCACUUGUCUGUAUGGCUAUUCUAAUCGGACGUUACAUGUCCCGUCAUAAGGGCGACUACGUUACGCAAGAAGACAAGGGUGCAGAGUACGCGCCCGACGAGCACUUUGCCGUCAUGCACGCUGCUACUGGCCAUCAAGUCCAACAGAAGAAGGAAAUUUUUAUCUAGGCCGUCGGUAUCAUUUGGAAGAAAGCAACAAUAAAGCGAAGAAUAACAUUUGCGUCAGUUUUGUUAUCUUGGUUGACUUUUCCGUCCUUUUCUGUGAAUCUCACGUGCAGUUUUCCCCAUUUUUUUAAGCCAUCACGUUUUAUUACAUUUACAUUUCCCCCAUAUGAUUGUGAUCGCUAGUUCGAUUUUCUUAUCUUUUACAUUACAGUAGUGUGUAUGUCCAUUACAUUGUCGGAGAUGAGGAAAUAGAAUUCUUUUGUUACCGA